AGGUUCUGUGAGGCGUUCACCGAGGCUCGUGUAGCUGGGUUGGUUUCUUUCUGAACCCUUUCAGGUUGAAGCGGUCAGUCAGAACCAGAACCAGGAGGUUCUCCAUUGUUGAAGGACGCUGCACCAGCUGCUGCUGCUCACGGCCCGCCCAGGGAACGCAGCGGAUAAUACCUGGGGUAGAACCAGACCGAACCGGGCCGGACGUUAACCGGCCAGGGACUGGUCAGUGGAAAAGCGCCUCAUGUCCAACAGCUGAAGUCACCAACCAGUACGAAGAACCAACUCCCUCCACCAGAUGGCGCUGCUUCACUGCUCUGCAUGAUUCACUCAUUCUUAACGGGCUGAUCUCUUAUGAUCUAUUAUGAGGUUUAUCGGCAUGUAUUUAUCUGAGCACCCAUAAUCUGAUGCUACAGUAGAACCGGUAUAAGAAUAUAUAAAAAUUUAAUAUUUAUCAGAAUCCUUCAGAAAAUCAAGGGGAACAUAGAAAUAAAGCGUCAUAAUAAUCUUUAAUAAUACAGAUCUUUAAUUGUAAUAAUCUACCACUAAUAACAAUAGCAAUGGGGCAGAUGCAUAACAUCAGAUUUUGUGAAAAAUAUAUUUGAGUAUCUUUUUAAUCAACAGCUAAAAUAAAAGAUUUAUGCAAAGCCUGCAAACUGAAUUUAAUUCUACUUGAAUCAUAAUUUAAUCUCAGCUUCAUCCUGACUCAUCCAUAUUCUAAGGCAUCAGGAAUCUGAACAAAAACCUCCAAAGCUCCAGACCCUCCGAGGCGCCGCGGCCCGCUCAAGCUCCGCCUGCGGGCCGUGAGGGGCGGAGCUUCUCCUCCGCCUCGGUCUGCAGCUCGCUGCGGCCCAGAAGCGGUCCGCUUCAGGUCCAGUUCACACAGAACCUUCUCCUCUUGUCCAUCUGCGGUCAUGUCCAAGUCAGACCGGGUCGUGUUGGUUCUGGGAGGAGCGGGGACGGUGGGCUCUGGUAUAGUCAAAGCCCUGCUGGAUAAAGGGUUUAAGGCGGCGGUGAUCUCCAGAGACGGCGGCCGACUGGAGAAACUCCGGGCCUUCGUCUCUCCCAGCAGCAAGGACAACCUCAUCGCUGUAGUGGGGAACGUGGGCUCAGAGGACGGAGCGCAGCAGGCGAAGCAGCAGCUGCUGCAGCAGGUGGGGAAGGUGACGGACGUGGUUUCUGCCCUGGGCUUCAGCUGGUGGCAGGGCGGCCCGCCACACACCCAGACCCUCCAGGACCUGCACUGGGUUUUGGACGCGCUGCUGUUCAGCACCUUCGUCUCCUGGAAGACGUUUUUCCCCCUGGUGAGGGACGAUCCGUCCUGCAGCUACACCUUCAUCACAGGGGGAGCCGGAGAGCAGCUGCUGAUGCCGGGGACCGGCUUCCUGACGGUCGGCGCCGCCAGCGCGCUGGCCUUCUGCCAGGUGCUGCGAGAGGAAUACCCGCAGGUAGACUGCAGGCUGUGCCAGUUCUUCCAGCCUCCUCUUCCUCUCCAACAGGUGAAGAUCAACACAGGUGUGGCGACUCCGGAGCGCCUGGCGCCCGGCUACCUGAACCAUUUGGACUUGGGCGUUGCCGUGGCAACCUUGGUGGAGCGAGGAAGCUCCUCCCACCGCGUUUUCACCGUCAGCAGCCCUGCGGACCUGCAUACCCAGCUGCUGGACGGGAACCUAUAAAACCCAACAGAACCUGUUCUGGUUCCGUCCAGAUUCAGGCUAAAAGAAUUCCUGUAAACAGAACCGAAAAUUUUCUGUCCAAAACAUUAAAACAUGUUGAAAAGAAAAA
Xiphophorus couchianus (Monterrey platyfish) is the source of this 1782-nucleotide messenger RNA. RefSeq lists its product as uncharacterized. Gene Ontology annotation, cellular component: mitochondrion. The transcript has 7 exons. The record is from RefSeq and is a predicted model, not a curated record. Gene Ontology annotation, molecular function: 2,4-dienoyl-CoA reductase (NADPH) activity. NCBI's taxonomy places the organism in Eukaryota, Metazoa, Chordata, Actinopteri, Cyprinodontiformes, Poeciliidae. Gene Ontology annotation, biological process: fatty acid beta-oxidation. The coding region runs from base 912 to 1673 and encodes 253 amino acids.